AUGCCUUCACCAACUGAAAACAACAAUAGUGUAGUCACUCCAAACAAGAAUGCAUGUCGUCCUGACGCGAGUCCGAAUGAUGCUGUCAUUCCAGUGAACGACACAACAACAGCUCCACUUCCUCCGACCAACAACAAAUUCACGGACCGCGAAGUGUCGACCAUCGCUCGUAUCGUAUGGAACGAAGAUCCUGCAACAGCCGCGAUGGCGACGGAGCUCCAAGGAAUUUUUACUGUCAUGCAAUUGAGUAAACUUUCUGAUUUUGAGGGACAAGAUGCAACCGAAUUAAUUGGAUUUGCUGGCAUUCCAAGACCUGGCGGUACGAUUGGACCCAUCCAAUCAAAGCGUCUCAAGGAUUUCUUUGAUUAUGCGACCGCUCCUUCUGCGAGUCUCCCUCCAGACCUUACCUACACCAAAAUUCGAACCGUUCUUGAAGCACGAGCCAAAGAAUUGGAAGUUGCAGUUCUAGGCUCCAUGACUGGCGAUGGAACUUCCGUCGCGCCUACUGGUUCUGACUUCAAGUUCAAAGCCCCAGUAUGCGAUCUAUUUACUGGCGAGCCUGAGGAAUUUUGGGGUUGGUGGGAUUCUGUUCUAUUGGAGUUCGGUCAGUCUGGCAUUUCUGAAGCUUUGACUGAUCCAGAAUACCACAACAAGAGUGACAGUGCUGCCAAAGCGUCUAGUGCUGGAUGGUAUGCCAUUGCGAAAAGUCUCCAAUGCGGUCAUGCCAAUUGGAUGUCUGGUGAGGUCAGCCGACACACCAACCGCAAAGUUGCUCAUGAUUUCUAUACGAAACUAAUGAAGACAUUUAAUACUGAAGAAAACCAAGCCCAUUUCAUGGUGCAUGCAAUCGACAGUUUGAAUGAGAUCAAGUUGGAUCAUACCAAGCAAGUUCACGAAUUUAUCAACGAUUGGAAGCAAAUUAUCAAUCGGUUGAACGAAAACAAGAACCAGCUUGCGACCAACCGAGAGAUUCUACGUGUAUUUUUACUUCGUGCAUUACAGUCUGAUGCCUUUGAAGAAUCAAGACAAUUUAUUCUUCGAAACCCUUUGAAGACCAUUGAUGAUUACUUGGAUCAUAUCCGAAAUCGAGCUGAUUCAAUGAGGAUGCUGAGUGGCGACCCCCCAAUCCGUGAUUAUGGGGAUAUUGUCCCUGGGAUAAUCCGCCGGGCCGAAUCUCGAACCAAGACCAAGGGAUCCGAACCUCCUAAAUGGCACAUUCCAUUUUUUCCUAAUGGAUGGAAGCAAGCAUUAGGAAGGGGAGCUUUCCGGCGUUUGGAAGAAUGGCGCCGUGCGGCUCAUGGUACUAAUAAGCGUCCACGCGACCUCGAGAGGGAAUUUGAUAUGAAGAAGGUUCGUAAUAAGUCCUAUGAUCCCAACCUUGAUCGAAAAACAAAGAAAGCUCGCCGAGGAGCUAUUGACACUGAGGAAGACGACAAUUCUCAGGACGGCACCACUGAUUCCAGAUCUCACAAGUUCAGAAUUCGUGUGCUCCGCCGUACCACUUCUCCUCCGGAACCAAAUGAGCCCGUCCUGAUCACGGACAGUGGCGCCGACCAAUUUUUUGCCGGCUACAUCUGGAGAAGACUUAGUACUACGGGAAGACUGGUCGAGCUCAUGGGAGCUUUGGCAGGAAGACAUUCUGGAACAGUUUUACCUGUGGCAUCUGUCGUCGGAAAAUUGAUUGAUGCUGCUGGCAAUGAAUGGUGUGCAGUCGCCAACGAAGUCCUUCACGACACGAGUCCAAACCAGCAUGAAUCCUUACUCCCACCGGCGCAAGUACGUAAUGCGGGCAAUGCAGUGGAUGAUUGCCCAUCUGACGCAAAGACGACUUGCGGGGACUUUGGAACACAAUGUUGUGUGUUUGGUUCGGGAAAAGCAAAGCACACACUCCCAUUAUUCUUUGAUGGAUUGAAGUGCUACUAUCGAAUGGAGGCCAUCACCGAUGAUGAACUUACAUCUUUGCCAAGAAUUGUUCUCACUGGAGAUGCGGAAUAUGAGCCGACUAGCCGGACUACAAUUCGCCGAAUGAACACGGACGAAAUUGAUUGGAAACGGACCAUGGCUUUUCCCCCUGAUGAUGUCUUGAAACAUACUCUUGAAGCAACCACUCAACUAAUACCUGUUGUUGAGGCUGAGAGCCCUCAGCAGAACCUUGCCGAACUGAGAGGAGGCAGACUAAAACAUGUGGUUCAACAUAUUUUGCUAUUGACUGGAGCCCCUGCUGAAUAUUGGUGUUACUGUUUGGAAUAUGUUGCUUUUGUGAAAGCACGAACGUCAAAGAGAGUUCUUAACAAUAGAACGUCAUGGGAAGCUGAGUUUGGCGCAGUCCCUGACAUAAGCAAGUGUCGAUUCUCUUUUUGGCAACCUGUCUGGUUUUAUACUCCUCACGGAGCGUUCCCAAGACAGAGAAUGAUGAAAGCGCGUUUCCUCGGAUUCAGUCCUGACUCUGGUGAUGCAUUUACAUAUGUUAUUGUCACUGAGCCCGAUGAUGAGAAAGCUCAUCGCCAAUUUUUUACCCGCUCUGUCAUUCGACCACGAUACCCGCGAGAAGAUGCUCCAUUCGUGUUCAAGCAAGGAAAAAGCCUUGAGAUUUUCAAAAGGGAUGAGCGCACCAUAUUGACUGCCGUUAGUGACUCUGAUUUCCCGCCUGCUCUUUCCGACAGGGCGCACAAUCCACUUCCGACAAUUCAAGAGGAGCCUCAACCAUUGGACAGUGUAGAGGAGUAUGAACGAGGUAUUGAAGAAGUGUAUGGACCCCCGGCUUCAAAACGACUUCGUACCGAUCCUACGUCCGACGAAGUUCUACUGCGUACUGAUCAAGAGGAGCUUCAGCCGCUCUCUGCCCAGGACCCACUAAGAACUCCAUCCGUUCCGACUGCUGAAGUUGAGCUACCCACCGAACUGCACCCCCAAGAUCAGGAAAUGUUAGUAGCCAAUUCUACAGCUACUGUCGAUGCUACGCCUGAAGGUCCGCGGUUACCACAAACUGGACCUGUCCCGGUGACACAAGAGGAGCCAACAAAUUCCUUCAUGACGGAGCAAGGUGAAUCUGCCUCGAUUUCUCCUGAUGGAGAUGAAGACUCAGUUCAUUCCGCCGAUGAAGCCCUCGAUGAUCACCAAGUCUCACCGGAGUCGCUCGACGUUCACCUCCGGAAUCUUGCUGGACUGACGGAGGAUGAAGAUCUAUUUGAUUCUAUUUGUGGUCAUGAGUUUCGUGAUGGUGUACUAUUCCUGCAGAUCUUAUGGAAGACUGAUGAAACUUCGUGGGAGAAAUAUCGUGCUUGCCGCGAAGAUUUUCCUUACGACGUCGCCAAGUACAUUUGCUCCAAGAAGAUUGGAUCCGCCUCUGGUAACCAUUCAAAUGGACCACAUCAACGAUGGGCACGUACUUUCUUGAAGAAAACUCGCCGUGUUAUGCGUCGUUUUGUUCGAUAUCAUGGCUAUUCAAAACCUAUGUUGAAUAUCCACGAUUUUCGUUGUCCUCGUGAGGACAAUAGUGAUCAGAUUCAAUUGACCAAGAUGCACAAGAAGUCCCAGCCCCGCCAAGUCAGAAGAGCCAAGAAAAAAGGCCGUCUACGGCGUCCUUUGCCCAUUCGGUUUGGCAUUCCGAUUCCGCGGACAGUAAACGAAGCACUUGCACUUGAUGAUGAUAACGGGAACCACUUUUGGCGUGAAGCAAUGGAAAAAGAGAUUGCUUCCCUGUGUUAG
This is a messenger RNA of Cylindrotheca closterium, 3708 nucleotides long. The record is from the annotation of a GenBank genome assembly. Lineage: Eukaryota; Bacillariophyta; Bacillariophyceae; Bacillariales; Bacillariaceae.